This is a messenger RNA of Callorhinus ursinus (northern fur seal), 795 nucleotides long. RefSeq names its product polypeptide N-acetylgalactosaminyltransferase 8 (gene GALNT8). The record is from RefSeq and is a predicted model, not a curated record. Gene Ontology annotation, cellular component: Golgi apparatus. Gene Ontology annotation, biological process: protein O-linked glycosylation. Gene Ontology annotation, molecular function: polypeptide N-acetylgalactosaminyltransferase activity. Lineage: Eukaryota; Metazoa; Chordata; Mammalia; Carnivora; Otariidae.
AUGUCCUUUGUGGAUGAGCCACCUGAGACUCAGAAGGGGGAGUGUUUUGCCUCUAGUUGCCAGGUGUGGCAGUGUGGAGGGAGAAUUGAGAUCUUACCCUGCUCCCGGAUUGCUCACCUAGAGAGACACCACAAGCCUUAUGCCGUGGAUCUGAGUCUUGCCUUGAAGCAUAAUGCUUUGCGAGUGGCUGAAAUCUGGAUGGAUGAGUACAAACACAUGGUCUAUUUGGCCUGGAACAUACCUCUCCAGAACUCUGGAAUCGAUUUUGGAGACAUUUCUUCCAGAAUGGCACUCCGGAAAAAACUGAAAUGUAAAACUUUUGACUGGUAUCUGAAAAAUGUUUAUCCAAACCUGAAGCCAAUCCACAACAUUGUGGGCUACGGAAGAAUGAAAAACACGUUGGAUGAAAAUAUCUGCCUGGAUCAGGGACUUGUUUCAGGCAAAACCCCCAUCAUGUUUUACUGUCACAAAUACAGUCUGCAGAAUGUCUACUAUCACCUAACCGGGGAAUUCUAUGUGGGACCACUGAUUACAGAGGCACGUACUGAUGAUCACUGCCUGGCAGACCCUGGCAAUGGGGAGAAGCCCACUUUAGAGCCAUGUUCCAAGGCAGCCCAAAACAGACUGCACAUAUAUUGGGAUUUUAAACUGGGAAAAGCUGUCAUGAACAGAGCCACCAAGCGAUGUCAGGAGAUGAAGAAAGACACUUCGGGCAUCUAUGAGCCUGUGCUCCAGACCUGCACCACACAAGCGUGGACGAUACAGUAUACUGUGCAAAACUGGGGGUCAAACUAG